AUGGUCAACCCCGCCCAGGUAUUCCGGAACAUGGGUAUCCGCCGACAAGUCCUGCAACAGCGGGAAAUCCGACAACAGCAAGAAGAGGAGGAACAACCGGACCGCUUAUUGUGGAUCGUCAUGGUCGGAAUUGUUGUCUUUUACAUUGUUUUCGUCAUCAUCUGUACCCUUCGCGUUGACAAGGACAUGCCGAUAAAGCCGAGCAAUAUUGGAUAUAAGGGAUAA
Caenorhabditis remanei is the source of this 225-nucleotide messenger RNA. RefSeq lists its product as uncharacterized. Lineage: Eukaryota; Metazoa; Nematoda; Chromadorea; Rhabditida; Rhabditidae. The transcript has a single exon. The record is from RefSeq and is a predicted model, not a curated record. Bases 1 to 225 code for a protein of 74 amino acids.